Lacerta agilis (Sand lizard) is the source of this 2551-nucleotide messenger RNA. It is a transcript of the gene APMAP, whose product is annotated as adipocyte plasma membrane associated protein. Gene Ontology annotation, molecular function: strictosidine synthase activity. Gene Ontology annotation, biological process: biosynthetic process. The record is from RefSeq and is a predicted model, not a curated record. Lineage: Eukaryota; Metazoa; Chordata; Lepidosauria; Squamata; Lacertidae.
UCUGCGGCGGCGGCAGGCAAGCGCGCUUCUUGUCAGUCACGCCAAGGGGCGACGGGGGCAACAUGAAUGAGGCAGAAGGCCUGAGGCAGCGGCGCCCUAUCCGCCCUCAGGUGAUCACCGAGGACAACACGGCUCAGGAGACCAAGGAUGGCAGUACUUACAGCAACAAAGUAUUCCGUGUGACUUUCAUGACUUUGGCUGUAUCGCUAAUUAUUCCCUUACUUGGAGCGAUAAUUCUUCUGGAAUGUCCAAUAGACCCUCAGCCUAUAAGCUUCAAAGAACCUCCUCUCCUCACUGGCGCAUUAGAGCCAAACUUCAAGCUCCGACAAGCAGAAAGGCUAUUUGAAAAUCAGCUUGUUGGACCAGAAUCUAUUGCAAACAUCGGCGAUGUGUUGUUCACUGGUACAGCGGAUGGAAAAAUUCUAAAGAUUGAAAAUGGCGAAAUACACACAUUAGCCCGACUUGGACAUGGCCCCUGUGGAACCACCAGAGAAGAUGAAACCAUAUGUGGGAGACCUCUUGGAAUCAGAGUUGGACCAGAGAACACCCUUUUUGUGGCAGAUGCUUACUAUGGACUGUUUGAAAUCAAUCCUGUCUCAGGUGAAGUGAAACCACUUGUGUCCUCCAAGAUUCCCAUUGAAGGAAAAAACAUGUCCUUUGUGAAUGAUCUUACACUGACGCGAGACGGAAGGAAAAUCUACUUUACUGACUCCAGUAGUAAAUGGCACAGAAAAGACUACUCCUUAUUAAUCAUGGAGGCUUGCGAUGAUGGACGCUUGCUUGAAUAUGACACUGUCACAAAGGAAGUGAAAGUCUUAAUGGGAGGGCUCAGAUUUCCAAAUGGAGUCCAGCUCUCACCUGCUGAAGACUUUGUGGUGGCCGAAACAACUAUGGCAAGAAUACGAAGAUAUUACGUAUCUGGCCUAAUGAAAGUGGAGAAGACAUGUUUAUAGAAAAUGCCCGGCUUUCCAGAUAACAUACGUCCAAGCAGCUCUGGAGGUUAUUGGGUAGCUAUGUCAGCUAUUCGGUCCAAUCCUGGAUUUUCUAUGUUGGAUUUCUUAUCUGAAAAACCAUGGAUUAAAAGAAUAAUAUUUAAGCUGCUCAGUCAAGAAAUGGUGAUAAAAUUUGUGCCCAAGUACAGCCUAGUUCUAGAACUAAGUGAUACCGGAUCCUACAGAAGAAGCUUCCAUGAUCCGAAUGGAAUGGUGGCAACAUACAUAAGUGAAGCACAUGAACAUAAUGGACAUCUCUAUUUGGGCUCCUUCCGGUCUCCCUUUAUUUGCAGACUGAACCUUGAGGACGUCUAAUUCUCUCAGCCAAAAGCACUGCCGGUGUUGUCUUGAGUUCCUCUAGAAGGGCAAACGAGAGUUAGUUGCAAAUGUUGGCCCAGGAAGAAGAAUGAAAUUGCAGUCAGCCAUGAGCACUGUAGGCCCCAAGUAAUUUGCAGGGCAUAAAGUUUGAGCGUUUCUUACGUUAAGCAUGCCAUGCCAUAAAACCAGUGAACCCAAUCCACUAUUGUCUUGUGCAACUCCCAUUUGAAUUGGUGGGCCUUUUGUAGAAGAAGUUCUUGGUGAGUUGUAUACAAUCUUUGGUAUCUUUACUUACUUACACAUAAAUACAAAAUUACCUCAUGAAAACAAAAGUUGCUAAAUCUAAUAGAAGCUGCUUCCACUAGUGAAAGAUGUACAUAAUUAUAUCUACACUUGAAAUAACAUACUGGAAUUACAUCCUUGGACUUUACUUGCUAGUCCAAAAUGACGUCUUGCAUGCAUUUGCUUCCAACUUGGAUUUGUCUUUAUAAGCAUGUUUUUCUAAGCAUGCAUAUUAUAAAAACUAUAAUUUAUAGAUGUAUUAAUAAGCAAAUAAAUUACAGGUAUAAUUCUAUUUUCUGUCUGCUGUUUUCUGCAUGGGUAAUUUUAAAGACAUGAGAUCACUCCUGUGCGGCUCUCUAAACUUGAAAAUGUAUCCUCAGAAUGAUAAAUAGAUACAACUGACAUGGAAGGAGCUUGUUUCAGUCUUAUUUUGUCUCUGUGCAGAUUAUUUGAUCACUAACACAAUUUUUUCAGACAUAGGAAUGCUUUCAUGUCAUUAGAUUGCAAUGUAAGAAAAAGCCUUUAAACACUGUACCUGACUGGUGUACGAGCUAUCCAUUGAGGCCUUUAUUUCUCUUAGAUUUUACUGAAAACUGCACUCUAUAUAGUAAUAAACAGAAGGUUGACUCAAAUGUAUAAAUUGUAUGAUUGAAAUAAUUUUGAAGCACAUAAGGAACUGAUAUUUUGUUACUUAAAGUAUAUUUUAUUUUAUGAUUUUGACUCAUAAAGUUAAGUGCUUUUAUUAUUAUUUGGGUAGUUCAGGGGUGUUUUUUUUAAGAUGUCAAGAUUAUGUCAGAAGAAUUUAAUAUGCAUAAGGUUUUUAAGAGUAAAACCAACCAAUGCUUUGCUGGCUUACUGAGUUACAUCUGGGCAGCCUUUCAAACAAUGCAAACAAAUGUUACAAAUCUUUAUUAUAAUUUGUCAAUGGAAACAACAGAUUAAAUGAUCCAAGAAUUGUA